This is a messenger RNA of Procambarus clarkii (red swamp crayfish), 788 nucleotides long. The record is from RefSeq and is a predicted model, not a curated record. Lineage: Eukaryota; Metazoa; Arthropoda; Malacostraca; Decapoda; Cambaridae.
AUGGCUGAACCAGACAUUUACACAAGCACAGACGACUUAAUACGGAGAUCCAACGAGAUAAAAGUUCUACUUAGAAAGCUUACCUUCAACUCCACGGGGGUGUAUAAGUGUGAAGUGUCCGCCGAUUCGCCCCACUUCCACACUUACGAGGACCAAAGUGUCAUGGUAGUGGUCGAGCUGCCGGAACAGGGCCCAACGAUCCACGGAGGAAGGAGCCAUUACAGAGUAGGGGAUGUUGCUCGACUCAACUGCACCUCUUCAAAGAGUAAACCUGCAGCUCAACUCACAUGGUUCAUCAACGAAGAGAAGGUUUCGUCACCCCAUCUGGUGGAGUAUUAUCCAUGGGUUCACCACGAUGGAUUGGAGAGCAGGAGGCUGGGUUUAUCCUUCACGGUUGACAAGUCGCACUUCCUCAAGGGCGACCUGGUGCUCAAGUGUCAAGCUACAGUGGCAGCCAUCUACACAGCCAUUAAGGAGGAGGACGCAAUCGUCUCCGAGGGCGACCCUCUCAUACUCGAGCAGCGAGAACAGCGCAUUCUCGUACGAAGCGCUGGAUCAACGGUGCUGCCAACCUCGACCGUGUCAGUUGUGUUGGCAAUCCUGAUGGGUUGCCAGGCAGUCACGUGACUUUGUUUACAUCGGCUGUAUUUGGUAGCUCGCGAAAGAGCGUCAACAUUUUAGACUUGAUGAUGAUGCUUAAUUAAUUUUCAAUGUUAACUAUGUUACACUUCUUUUAUGCAAAGAAGUGUGUAUAUAAUCAAUGUAAAAUGUUACACAAUAAUUAUAUA